GCCGUUGAGUCCACUCUACUGGCUCCAACAGCUGAGAAGGCCCUCCAUCUUCGAAUUUUCCCUGCAACCGCAUCCCCAUUCCACAGAACACGAAGGAAGAGGUCGUGGAAGCGGAGCAGAACUUAACCCUAAACGAAGAUGAAGCAAGACUGGAAUCCAUUGGAAGGUAUUAUGGUGGAGCGUUGCUGUGCCCUCUCAAUGAGGGCGCACUCCUCCUCUCCGUCUUCCUCCUUCCUCCUCCGCUCCUUUACCGAUCCAUCUCCGUGCUCCGUCUUCACCUUCCGGGCGUCGUGGUCCGCCGGCGACUGGAUAGCGGACGAUCCGUUUCACGGGAGUUCGUUCGGCGAAUCUGUUGUCGACGCCUCCCUCUUUCCUUCACUUAGGAGCCUCUGGAACAAUGCUCCUGCCAUGGUUAAUCUCGCUUUUCUCCGAUCCUUUCAAACAAUUCUCGCGGAAGGAAGGUUCCCAGCAGAGGUUCACAGGGCUAUAUCUGAGAAGAAGCAGAUAGUUUUUACUGGCCAUUCUUUUGGAGGAGCCAUGGCAGUCCUCGCUACAGUCUGGCUCUUUGAGCUGCAUGCCAAAUCCGACAAUACCAGUCCAGUACUUCCGUUCUGUUUGACUUUCGGGUCUCCACUUGUUGGCAAUGAGGUCUUUCGCCAUUCUCUCCAACGGGAAGGGUGGUCGCGCCAUUUCUUUCAUUUUGUGAUGCCAUUAGAUAUUAUUCCACGAAUUACAUUAACCCCCCUGGCAUCUUUUAAAGAAGAACUUCAGAACUUUCUGCAAAUUUUAUGUUCUAAAUCUCUGCAUUUCAGCCUUGAUACCAUUGGUAACUCUCAGAUAGUGACAUUCUUCUACAGCACUGUAUUGAGAAAUUCAUAUUUGCUUUCCUGUCAUAGGGCCUGUUUAUCCAUGGGAUGUGCAAAAAACCCAUUGUUUGGGUCCUUAUCUGCAUUUGUCAAGCUUUCUCCCUACAGACCAUUUGGAACAUACUGUUUCUUCACCCGAAAUGGGCGACUGAUUAACUUUAAGAACUCGGAUGCUAUCUUACAUCUGUUGUUUUAUUGUCUUCAACUGAAUCCUGAAGAGGAAGCGACAGAGGUUGCUUACAGUAAUCUUAAGGAGCAUCUUCGGUAUGAUACGAAAGUGAAAGAGUUGUCAGAGCUGCAAAAUUUUGUUGAUGUGGAUUUCUUAGAGAAAAUUCCAUUAUCCAUUAAUGAUGCCCUCAGCAAUGACAAGCAGGCAUUUGGGGUAAAUUUUGAAGAGCUUGGACUGAAUGUCGAAGCCAGGCUGCGUCUUCGCGCAGCAGGCGAGUUACAUAACCGCAAACAAAAGAACCAGGUAAAGCUCGACGCCAACUUCUGCAAGAUCCAAGAUGCUCUUCAUCACAUCAAUGGCUACCGCGCAACAUGCGAAAUGCGCGGCUUAGGUUACUACGACGCAUUCAAGCUGCACCGAGAUCCCGACGACUUCGCCGCCAAUGUGAAGAGACUGGAACUCGCCGGCCUCUGGGACGAGAUUCUCGACAUGCUCAGACGAUCUGAUCUUCCAGACGAAUUCGAAAGUCGCUCGGAGUGGGUGAGCCUGGGAACCACUUACAGGAACCUCGUCGAACCCUUGGAUAUCGCCAAUUACUACAGGCAUGCGAAGAACGAAGAUACGGGACCCUAUGUGGAAAAUGGACGUCCGAAGCGCUACAGAUGCGUGCAGAGGUGGGUCGAACAGUAUCAGAGAAUGGCGGCGGGGGAGAGCUCCGAAAGUUGUUUCUGGGCUAGGGUUGAGGAUCUGUGCAGUGAUGGGAAUAAUGGUGGAGGAUACGAAGUGGUUGAAGAGAAGGUGGUGGAGCUGGAAAGGGAGGUGCUGAAGUGGAUGAGUGAGGAUAGAUUGGGUAGAGAUGUUUUGGUUCAUGGCUCCAGUUUUGUUCAAUGGUGGAAGAAUUUCUUGCCUGAGCAGCAUCAGUUGGACUCAUGCAUUGCUGGGUUGAUGAGAUGCCAUGAGAAGCCGUGCAAAUGAUUCUCUGCGUGGAUUGAAUUUGAUCUGUGAGUAUGUUUAUGAUAGAGUAAAGUGUCGAAAUAGUUUCUUGAUUAUUUACAUGAGCAAAUAUUACAUCCGAUCAAUCAAACGUGCGGAUCGCGGUGUAAAUCGCACUAUGCCGUGUGUUGGCGUGGUGCGAUCCAUGUCAUCGUCAGCAUGUCCGUCAUCCGUCUGGACUCGUAAUAUUUUGUUGUUUACAUGGGGUUUUUUUAGUCUCAGAGUCCGUAAAAGCAUCGAAGUAGUUUGUACUCUUUUAAUAUCAGCCGUAGUAGUCCCAAAAAGGAUUACUUUAACCCCAUAAAGAAGUCUGGGACUAAAAUGAUGUUUUUUUUU
This is a messenger RNA of Phalaenopsis equestris, 2364 nucleotides long. Its product is annotated as protein EDS1B-like. Gene Ontology annotation, biological process: lipid metabolic process; defense response. The record is from RefSeq and is a predicted model, not a curated record. Lineage: Eukaryota; Viridiplantae; Streptophyta; Magnoliopsida; Asparagales; Orchidaceae. The transcript has 3 exons. Bases 139 to 2010 code for a protein of 623 amino acids.